AGAGCUGAGAUGUUGUAUCCACAAUAUAGGAGCCUUUCCCUCUGUCAGACAUCCUAAACCAACCACUCUCUAUGAGGAGGUGAGGAUAUAUUUGGAAUACAUCCUGCUGGAAACUGGAGAGCUCCCUUGGCCUUUGCUGGGAGCGUCUGGACUGACGAUACACAAGGGAGUAAUUUACCACCAUUUUUUUAUCCACCUGGAACAACGAGAGAAGCAGAAAAACCAGUCAGUCAAAGAAAUUUGUUUUCUAUGUUGGAGAAGAUGCCACAGUACUAAACAGGUGGACUGGUUUCAUUCAAAGAAUGUCUGUGGGACAAAGUCAGGGCUGCCACUCCCUCUCUGAUGGCUUUGAGGAAACAAAUGGGACUAGCACAGACACUGGACCAGAACCAGAACCCGAGGAACUGGACUGGGAUGGCUACAGUGCCACACUGGAGCAUAAGCCAGCAGCUGAGCAGGAGCAUGCCCAGGUGGCCGGGCAGCACUGUGUCCGACUGGAGAAGGCCCAGCGAGAACUGGAGCGGCAUCUGUCAGGUCUGUCAGAUCGUCUGGAGGAGGAGGAGGCCUGUUCUGCUCAGCUGCUCCUCCACAGGGACAGGCUGGAAGCAGAGUGCAGCAGCCUCAGACAAGACCUGGAGGAUCUAGAGAGCGCACUGACCGUAGCUGAGCAAGAGAAACAGCUGUUAGGCAGCGAGGUGAGGGGGCUGUCAGAGCAGCUUCAGCUAAAGGACCAGGCUGUGCAGACGCUCCAGAAGGAGAAGGAGCAUUUGGUGAAGCUCAGCCAGACAAGGAGGAAGCUGGAAGGAGACAGUGGAUCUGCUCUGAAGGGUUCUGGAGAAAUGGAGAAGAUGAGGACUGGUCUGGAAGAUCUCAUCAGAAGGGAGGACUUGGAGAUCAGUAGUACCACUGCCAGGUUGGGGUCAGAGGAGGUCCUGAACGCAGGCCUGCAGCAGAGGAACAGGGAGUUCCAGGCUCGCAUUGAGGAGCUGGAGGAGGAGCUGGAGGCAGAGCGGGCUAUGAGAGCCAAGGUGGAGAAGCAGCGAGCAGAUCUCCUUAAAGAAAUUGAUGAUCUGACGGAUCGGCUGGAGGAAGCAGGAGGAGUCACUGCUUCACAGAUGGAGGUGAACAAGAAGCGAGAAGCUGAGCUGCAGCGUCUGAAACGAGAGCUGGAGGAGUCAUCUGUCCAAUCAGAGGCGCUUUCUGCAGCACUGAGGAAGCGACACAGCGAGUUGGUGGCAGAGCUGAGCGAGCAGUGUGAGGCUCUGCAGCGGACCAGAGCCAAACUGGAGAAGGACAAGCAGAACCUGAGGAUGGAAGUGGACGACUUGGCCACGUCACUGGAUAGCCUACAGAAAGCUAAGAUGGCAUCAGAAAACCAGAUAAAGAAACUGGAGGAACAGCUGUUUGAGGCCAACAGGAGAGGAGACGAGCUGCAGAGGAUGCUCACGGAGAUCAGUGUGUCCAAGACCAGACUCACAGCUGAUAACGCCGACAUGAGCAGACAGAUGGAGGAGGCCGAGAGCAGAGUGACCCAGCUGACCCGCUCCAAGACUCUUGUCCAGUCCCAGCUCGAGGAGCUGAAGAAACAGCUGGAUGAGGAAGUCAAGUGUAAACAGGCUGUCAGCAGCAGUCUGAACUCAGUACAGCAGCAAUGUGAGGUGCUGAGGGACCAGCUGGAAGAGGAGCAGGACUGCAAGCAGGAGAUGCAGCGCCUUGUUUCCAAACUCAACAGCGAGGUGACACACUGGAAGACUAAAUAUGAAGCUGACGCCAUCCAGCAUGCAGAAGAGCUGGAGGAGACAAAGAAGAGACUGGCAGCGAGACUUCAAGAGGCAGAGAAGACCAUGGAAGCCACCCAGGUCAAAUGUUCCUCACUAGAAAAAAACAAGCAGAGGCUGCAAGGAGAAGUGGAGGAGCUCUGUAUGGACCUGGACAAGGCCAGCAGCUGUGGUCAGGCUCUAGAUAAGAAGCAACGAGUUUUGGAGAAGCAGCUUGGAGACUGGAGGCAGAAGUGUGAGGAGCUGGUGGCUGAGGUGGAGGCCUGCCAGAAGGAGAGCAGACAACAUGCCGGAGAGCUCUUUAAACUCAAGACAGCUCAUGAGGAGUGCCUGGAGCAGCUGGAUGCUGUACGCAGGGACAGCAAGGCCUACCAGGAGGAGAUCGCUGACCUAGCAGACCAGCUGUCAGAUGGAGGGAAGAAUGUCCAUGAGCUCCAAAAAGCAAAGAAGAAGAUUGAGAUGGAAAAAGAAGAGAUACAGGCUUCACUAGAGGAAUCUGAGGCAGCUUUGGAGGCUGAGGAGUCCAAAGUUCUGAGGCUUCAGCAGGAGUUGUCUCAGUCUAAAGUAGACAUGGAGCGCAGACUUCAGGAGAAGGAGGAAGAGGCUGAAGCUGCUAGAAAAAAUCACCAGAGGGUGCUGGAGUCCCUGCAGGCCAGUCUGGAUGUGGAGGUGAAAGGCCGCGCUGAGGCAGCAAAGCUGAGGAAGAAACUAGAGGCUGAUAUCAGCGAGCUGGAGAUGCAGAUGGACCUGCUCACCAAGAACAACACAGAACUCAACAAGAACAACAGGAAGAUCCAGCAGCAGAUGAAGGAGAUGCAGGCUCAGCUGGAGGAAGAGAUGCGGAGCCACGAGGAGCACCGGGAUCAGUUGGCAGCUUUGGAACGCCGCUGUGCUCUGUUGGUCAGUGAGGAUGAGGAAACCCGCUCAGCCCUGGAGAGCACUGAGAGAACCCGCAAGGCCCUGGAGAUAGAGCUACACAACACCACAGAGAAGUUCAGUGACCUCCACGACCAGUUUCAGUUGUCUCUAAGCGGGAGAAGGAAGCUGGAGGUGGAUCUUCAGACUCUGCAGCAGGAGCACGGGGAGCUACAGGCAGAGCUGAGAACAUGCACAGAGAGGGCAAAGAAGGCCAGCUGUGAGCUGGCCAGAGUUGGGGAGGAGCUGCGUCUGGAGCAGGAGCAUGUGCUCCACCUGGAGAGGGUCAAGAAAGGUCUGGAAGGCCAGAUCAAAGAAAUGAGCGGUCGGCUAGACGAGGCUGAGCAGCUGGCUCUCAAAGGAGGAAAGAAAAUCAUUCAGAAGCUGGAGGGGAAGGUGAAGGAGCUGGACUUGGAGCUGGACUCAGAACAGAAACGACACGCUGAGACGGUGAAAUCUCUGAGGAAGAAUGAGCGUCGUCUGAAGGAACUGCUGUUUCAGUCUGAGGAGGACCAGAAGAGCCAGCAGCGGAUGCAGGAGCUGGUGGAGAGGCUCCAGAACAAGAUGAAGGCCUACAAGAGACAAGUGGAGCAGGCAGAAGAACAAGCCAACAUGAACCUGGCAAAGUACAGAAAGACCAUCCAUGAGCUGGAUGAUGCAGAGGAACGGGCCGACAUCGCUGAGUCAGCGCUCACCAAGAUCAGGACAAAGACCAAAGGCAGCUUCGGCAAAGGGUCCUCCUCUGGUUACAGUACUCCAUACCCCACCCUUGUGCGCUCCCCCAGCUCCGUGGGCUCAGAGGGACGAGGGGAGAAGAUUGUGAAUGAAGACAACGAGUCAGUCAACUCCCUCAUCCCGACCUAUCUGGACUCCCUGAGGAAGCUCAUGAUUGAUUAGGGAAAACCUGUGGGGAAAGGUUCAGAGUUCAAAUGGUGAUUUUAUUUGUUCUGGCAUCAAAAUCAGUUUAUCAUCGUUACAGGAAGCACAAUCAGCCUGUUUCUAACGUAAGCUUUACUAUCAGUGCCUUAAAGUGGAACGAGGAUGGAACUCAUCGUUUUCUGUUAGCAUGUGAUGAAAAGCUUCUGUUUUCUAGAAAAAACGAAUAAAUGACACAAUAAAAAGA
This is a messenger RNA of Nothobranchius furzeri (turquoise killifish), 3816 nucleotides long. The record is from RefSeq and is a predicted model, not a curated record. Lineage: Eukaryota; Metazoa; Chordata; Actinopteri; Cyprinodontiformes; Nothobranchiidae.